UCUUAAGUUGGUCAUGAGUGUCAACUUCGGUUAUAAAAAGGGUUAGGAGGAGGACUGAGUAUGUGUUCCUCUGAAACUUGAAAGAUAGAUAAAGAGUUUAGGGUGAAAAUGGUGAUGAAGGUGUAUGGUCCUGUUGCUGCAGUUUGCCCACAAAGGGUACUGGUUUGCCUUGUGGAGAAGGGAGUGGAGUUUGAGGUCAUCCAUGUCGACCUUGAUGCCUUUGAGCAAAAACACCCUGACUUCCUUGCUUGCCAGCCGUUUGGGCAAGUUCCUGUGAUAGAAGAUGGAGAUUUCAGGCUCUUUGAGUCGAGAGCAAUCAUAAGAUACAUUGCAGCAAAGUAUGCAGACCGUGGGCCUAAUCUGUUGGGCAAAACACAUGAGGAACGAGCUUUGGUUGAUCAAUGGCUUGAAGUUGAAGCCCACAACUUCAAUGACUUAGUCUUCACUUCAGCAUUGCAGCUCCUCAUCCUUCCAAGGCUGGGAAAACUUGGAGACCUGAGCUUAGUCGAUUCCUGUGAGAAAAAGCUUGAGAAAGUGUUUGAUGUCUAUGAAAAGCGGUUAUCGGAGACCAACUAUCUCACCGGAGAGAGCUUCACACUAGCUGAUCUGAGCCACCUUCCGGGCAUUCAAGUGAUAAUGGAUAAACUCGGAAUGAGUCAUCUUGUUAGAAGAAGGAAAAAUGUAAAUGCAUGGUGGGAGGAUAUCUCUAACAGGGCUUCUUGGAAGAAAGUAAUGAAGCUUAUGGAUUGAUGCAUUCUUGAAGCUUAAUUGAAGCUAGCCUCUACUAUGUAAGUUCAAUAAAAAUAAGACCUGAUAUGUGGAGUCCUUAUUACAAUAAGGUUGUCAUGUAUUAGUAUGGAAUCCAUCUACUUCAAUUUUUUAUAGAGUUUGUUGAAUACUGUUAAUCUAAGCAUGAAUGUACUCGAAGUUUUGAGUGGGUUAUUGAUUAUAUACUACCUACUAAUAUGCUCAAUUCCUUUGAAUAUCA
This is a messenger RNA of Macadamia integrifolia, 988 nucleotides long. Its product is annotated as glutathione S-transferase F12. The record is from RefSeq and is a predicted model, not a curated record. Gene Ontology annotation, cellular component: cytoplasm. The transcript has 3 exons. NCBI's taxonomy places the organism in Eukaryota, Viridiplantae, Streptophyta, Magnoliopsida, Proteales, Proteaceae. Bases 109 to 750 code for a protein of 213 amino acids. Gene Ontology annotation, molecular function: glutathione binding; glutathione transferase activity.